UAACUGCCUAAUCUGCUUCAAUUGCUUCGAUGGUCAAGACGUGUUUACGGCUUCCUCGCGGGGCCUAUCAUCGAACCCCUCCAUCCUGCCCCUCAGUCGCCGCGACGCUUGUGUUACAGUCAUAAUCAUAAUAACUCGCACGCAAGCAUCAUCUAUUGGCAAUAGAGACGAGACGGUCGGUGAGAGACAUGGCAACUCCUCGAGUAUUCAUAGCCCGCCACGGCGAAACCGAGUGGUCGCUUAACGGCAGACACACCGGUAACACAGAUAUUCCUCUCACGGAGGAUGGUGAGCGGCGUGUCAAGGCUACUGGUAAAGCCCUCGUUGGUAAUGACCGCUUGAUUGUACCGAGGCAGCUUGCACAUAUCUACGUAUCCCCCCGUAAACGCGCUCAGCGCACUUUUGAGCUCCUCAACCUCGGCAUCAAGGACCCGCUCCCGUGGCACUCGCACGGCGUUGCGCCCACCGACGCACCGGCGACGGACGACUGCCGCGCCCGCGUCGAGGUGACGGAGGCGAUCCGGGAGUGGGACUACGGCGACUACGAGGGGAUCACGAGCCCCGCGAUCCGCGACAUCCGCGAGAAGCAAGGGCUCGGUCGCGACUGGGACAUCUGGCGCGACGGGUGCGUCGGCGGCGAGAAUCCCGAGGAUGUGACACGGCGCGUCGACGAGCUGAUCGCCGAGAUCCGGUCCAAAUACCACGCUCCUGUUAUCGGGAAGCCCAAGGACCCCUCUACGCCCUGCGGCGACAUUCUCAUCGUGGCGCAUGGGCAUAUCUUGCGCGCGUUCGCUAUGCGCUGGGUCGGCAAGACUUUGCCUGAGGGCCCGACGUUUCUACUUGAGGCUGGCGGAAUUGGAACGCUGAGCUACGAGCAUCACAAUAUCAACGAGCCUGCGAUCUUGUUGGGCAGUGCCUUCAUCAUCGGCAAAACGACUUAGACCAUUCCAUCUAUAUAUGCCAGGAUGAUUAUCUUUUGGAAGUCCCCCAGCUGCUUGAUUGCCUUUACUCAUGAUUCUAGAUUUGUCUUCGGGUUAGUUGGAAAGCUUUUUCAUAGAAGCGCCGUCGAAGCAUUGAGUGAUCGUUUGAGGUAUUUGUCAUGAAAUAAUCUACAGAUACGUAGGGAACCUUUAGAUAGAUGCUGCAAUAGACCAGCUACUAUAUAUAAUGAUUAACAACUCUGGUACUAGAGCUGUCUA
This is a messenger RNA of Xylaria bambusicola, 1199 nucleotides long. RefSeq names its product phosphoglycerate mutase. NCBI's taxonomy places the organism in Eukaryota, Fungi, Ascomycota, Sordariomycetes, Xylariales, Xylariaceae. Gene Ontology annotation, biological process: ribose phosphate biosynthetic process. Gene Ontology annotation, molecular function: sedoheptulose-bisphosphatase activity. Bases 189 to 941 code for a protein of 250 amino acids. The record is from RefSeq and is a predicted model, not a curated record. The transcript is spliced from 4 exons.